This is a messenger RNA of Gekko japonicus, 2118 nucleotides long. It is a transcript of the gene G3BP2, whose product is annotated as GTPase activating protein (SH3 domain) binding protein 2. The record is from RefSeq and is a predicted model, not a curated record. Bases 9 to 1463 code for a protein of 484 amino acids. Gene Ontology annotation, molecular function: mRNA binding. Lineage: Eukaryota; Metazoa; Chordata; Lepidosauria; Squamata; Gekkonidae. The transcript is spliced from 11 exons. Gene Ontology annotation, cellular component: cytosol; ribonucleoprotein complex.
CCAAAGAAAUGGUGAUGGAGAAGCCAAGCCCGUUGCUUGUGGGGCGGGAGUUCGUGAGGCAGUAUUAUACCUUACUAAAUAAAGCACCAGAUUAUUUGCACAGGUUCUAUGGCAGGAAUUCUUCUUAUGUCCAUGGUGGGCUGGAUGCCAGUGGCAAACUCCAGGAAGCAGUGUAUGGCCAGUCUGAUAUACAUAAGAAGGUGAUGUCCCUGCAGUUUAAUGAAUGCCGUACUAAGAUUCGUCAUGUGGACGCCCACGCAACCUUGAAUGAUGGAGUAGUUGUGCAGGUCAUGGGGGAGUUAACAAACAAUGGGCAGCCGAUGCGGAAAUUCAUGCAAACCUUUGUACUGGCUCCAGAAGGCUCUGUUCCAAAUAAGUUUUAUGUCCACAAUGACAUAUUCCGUUAUGAAGAUGAAGUAUUUGGUGAAUCUGAAGCUGAACUAGAUGAAGAAUCAGAAGAUGAAGUAGAAGAAGAGCAUGAAGAAAGGCAGCCAUCCCCUGAGCCGGUGCAAGAGAAUGCAGCCAGUGCUUACUAUGAAAGUCACCCUGUAACGAAUGGAAUAGAAGAAACUUUGGAAGAACCUUUUCAUGAGCCAGAGCCAGAAUUAGAAUCUGAAUCAAAAACUGAAGAACUGAAAUCUGAAGUAGAAGAAAAAAAUAUUGAAGAGCUAGAAGAAACAUCACCAUCCCCAUCUCCUGUAGAAACCGUUUCUCUACCACAAGAAGCACCAAAGGCUUUCUCCUGGGCUUCAGUGACCAGUAAAAACCUGCCUCCUAGUGGUACUGUUUCUUCCUCUGGAAUUCCACCCCAUGUUAAAGCACCUGGCUCACAGCAAAGAGUGGAAACAAAACCUGAAACACAGUCCCAACCACUUCGUGUGCGUGAACAACGUCCAAGGGAGAGACCAGGGUUUCCUUCAAGGGGGCCUAGACCAGGCCGAGGGGACGUGGAUCUGAAUGAAUCAGACAGUCGCCGAAUAAUUCGCUACCCAGAUAGUCACCAGCUGUUUGUUGGAAACCUCCCACACGACAUAGAUGAGAAUGAACUGAAAGAGUUCUUUAUGAGCUUUGGGAAUGUGGUAGAACUUCGCAUCAAUACUAAAGGUGUUGGAGGGAAACUCCCAAACUUUGGCUUUGUGGUGUUUGAUGACUGUGAGCCAGUUCAGAAAAUUUUAUUGGCGAAACCCAUCAUGUUCCGUGGUGAAGUGCGCUUGAAUGUAGAAGAGAAGAAGACCCGAGCUGCCCGUGAGAGGGAGACGCGAGGUGGUGGUGGUGGUGAUGACCGCAGAGAGAUGCGCCGCAACGACCGAGGGCCCGGGGGUCCCCGUGGAAUAGUGGGUGGAGGAAUGAUGCGAGAUCGUGAUGGGAGAGGGCCGCUCCCGAGGGGCAGCCUGGCCCAGAAACUGGGCUCUGGAAGAGGGUCUGGGCAGGUGGAAGGCCGAUACACAGGUCAACGUCGCUGAGGAAUCCACUGUUGGCAGGCGGCCUUCGCAGUGAUGCGUUAUUCGUCGUGUUUGCAUUCUUGUUAAUUUUUGGCUUUGGAAUGUAACACAGCCUUUUUGAUCAUUUCUUUUGAUGUGAGAAACCUCUUUGGGUUACCAGUAAAAUUGAGGUGGACAUUCUUUUCCCCAGUUUCACAAAGAAGUCACACUGUUAAUUUAUAAAUUUAGACUUGCGAUUAAAGACUGAGAAAUGACCGUUUAAACUUUCUGCAACAAAAAUGGACUUGAAGGGCAUGCCCAAUUGAGUUAAGACCUUUUCAGUACCUUUCAGUUUUAGUAAAAAGCAAAACCCCUUUGCGGCACAUUUUAAGUGUUCCUGUUUCUGCCUCUUGCUGUUGGAAACACAAAUCGGAGAAGCUCGCCUCCCCCCCCCCUCAGAACACUUGGCUCCAAACCAACUUGUGUUUUUUAUGAACUCAAAUGCACGAAUGGGUACGUGACUCACUUUUUGUUGACAUUUGUCAAAAGCAGCAAGAAAAAAAUAGCUAGUGACAUGAUGCGGGCGUCUGCUCUGCUUGCUGUGACCAAUCUGUGUGUGCAAACAGCCUUCAGUGAGACUCCAAGUAUGUUCCGGAAGGAAACCAUUUAACUGUAAAUGCAAAAGUAGCACUUCAGA